AUGGCAUGCUCUUCGGCAUCACCAGAGCAUACGCUAGGAACCAACUCAUUCUUAUCGGUAGAAGACUAUGAAAAACCAUUUCUCAUUUCACCCCACAAUACCUUCUCUUUUGGAUUCUAUGAAGUAGGUCACAAUGCCUUCUCCCUCUCCAUCUGGUUUACCAAUACAAUUGACAAAACUGUUGUUUGGGUAGCAAACCCCAACUCACCGGUGAAUGGUCAUGGAUCCAAGUUAUCCUUUUAUCUGGAGGGUAACUUAGUCCUCAGUGAUGGCAAAGGCUCCAUUGUGUGGGACAACAAGAUGAUGUCCGGACAGGGCUCUCGAGUUGCUCUACUUGAAACAGGCAAUCUUGUCAUCACCGAUUCCAAGGAUUGUGUUGUGUGGCAAAGCUUUGAUUCACCCACUGAUACCUUAUUACCUUUGCAGCUCCUUACCAAGGAUAAAAGGUUGGUGUCUGGCUACUACAGUCUCUACUAUGACAGUGAUAAUGUCCUUCAACUCAAAUAUGAUGGACCAGAGAUCUCAAGUAUUUAUUGGCCAAACCCAUAUUAUUCAAUAUUUGAUAAUGGACGAACUACCUACAACAGCUCCAGGAUUGGAAUCCUCGACAACACUGGUCAUUUCAUGUCAAGUGAUGGCCUAAACAUUGUUGCUUCUGACUCGGGUCUUGGGAUAAAUAGAAGGCUCACGAUCAAUCAAGAUGGCAAUCUUAGAUUGUAUAGCUUAAAUACACUGGAAAAAAAAUGGACAGUCACAUGGGAGGCCAUGCCUCAAAUCUGUGGGGUACAUGGACUAUGUGGGGGAAAUAGCAUAUGUGAGUAUUCUCCUAGUCCUCGGUGUUCCUGUGCUCUAGAUCAUUUCAUGUUUGUAGAGAUGCAACAAGUUGAUUUUCAUGGAUUUGAUCUGGCCUAUAAUAUGCCCAUUUCAUUGGAAGGCUGUGAGAAAAUUUGUUCUGCAAUGAAUUCAUGUGUUGCUUAUUCAUACCGCGCUGGACAUGGUCGUUGCUUUGCUAAAGGUCAGCUCUUCAAUGGCCGAAAGACUCCAUCCAUUACUGGAAGCACAUACUUCAAGAUACCCAAAACUACCAACAUCUUGAUUGUGAAACAAUAUGGCUUGACUUGCAGACAUAAUAAUACACAUGAAAUGCAUCAGCAUCUUGAAAAGUUGUUGUACUACUAUAUAUGUGCUGCAAUAUUUGGAGGGCUAGAAUUGAUCUUCAUAACAAUAGCCUAUGUAUUCCUACAAAGCAAACAAAAUAUUCCAAAAUCAGUAUUGGAUGGUUAUGAAUUUAUGACUGAGCACUUCAAGAAGUUCUCAUAUAGAGAGUUGAAGGAGGCUACAGGAAAUUUUAAGGAAGAGCUUGGAAGGGGUGGCUCUGGAGUUUUUUACAGAGGCGUACUUGACAAAAAAAGAGUUGUGGCUGUGAAAAGACUAACAAAUGCAACAAAAGCUGAAGAGGAGUUUCAGGCAGAAAUAAGCGUAAUUGGUAGGAUUAAUCAUAUUAAUUUGGUUAGGACUUGGGGCUUUUGCUCAGAAGGCAAACACAAACUAUUGGUUUAUGAUUAUGUGGAGAAUGAGUCAUUGGAAAAGCAUCUCUUUGAAAGCAUAGAUGCAAAAAGAUUUCUUCGAUGGAGCCAAAGGUUCAUCAUCGCACUAGGAACAGCAAGGGGCUUGGCAUACCUCCACCAUGAGUGCCUUGAGUGGGUUGUGCAUUGUGAUAUGAAGCCAGAAAACAUACUCUUGACCCAAGACUUUGAAGUGAAAAUAGCGGACUUUGGCCUAGCAAAGCUAUCCAAAAGAAGUUGCUCUAGCUUGCAGUUAUCCCAUAUGAGAGGAACAAUAGGAUAUAUGGCUCCUGAAUGGGCAUUGAGUUUGCCUAUUAAUGCAAAGGUUGAUGUUUUUAGCUAUGGAAUUGUGCUUCUUGAAAUUGUGAUGGGAGCUAGGAUUUCUAGCCAGACAACGACAGAAGGGGAGAAAUUGGAUUUGACACAAAUAUUGGAAGCACUAAAACAAUUGGUAGCUAGUGGAGAUGUUACACACAUAGUGGAUGCUAAGCUACAUGGACAGUUUAACCAUCUCCAAGCAAUGGAAAUGGUAAAGAUAUCCUUAUCAUGCAUAGGAGAAAGAAAUAAGAGGCCAACAAUGGAUGAAAUCGUCAAAGCUCUAAUGGCAUGUUCUUGUGAAGAUAAAUAUAUAUAG
Molecule: messenger RNA, 2199 nt
Organism: Oryza brachyantha (malo sina)
Lineage: Eukaryota; Viridiplantae; Streptophyta; Magnoliopsida; Poales; Poaceae
Product: putative receptor protein kinase ZmPK1
Exons: 2
Coding region: 1-2199 (732 amino acids)
Biological process (GO): protein phosphorylation; recognition of pollen
Molecular function (GO): protein serine/threonine kinase activity; ATP binding
Source: RefSeq, a predicted model, not a curated record